Molecule: messenger RNA, 683 nt
Organism: Anoplophora glabripennis (Asian longhorned beetle)
Lineage: Eukaryota; Metazoa; Arthropoda; Insecta; Coleoptera; Cerambycidae
Source: RefSeq, a predicted model, not a curated record
UUAGUUAAACUUACAAUGUUAGAAUUAACCGAUAUAUUUGUUGUCUCAGCUUCAGUAUUAAUAAUUUUAGUAAUAAGGAUAUUAGAUAAAAAUCCAGCGCCCAUAUUAGGAAUCUACCAGAGACCCAACGGCUUGUACUGGGUUAAAGUAUGUUUUAUGUAUUCAGUGUUGUCCUUGAGAAAGCUCUUGAAAAAAGAUGACAAAUCGAAAUACUUGGACAUAGAAAAACCGCAAAAGUUGUCUCACCAUGAAAAGGCUAUUGACGCAAUAUACUUGAACGGUGCGAAUAAGCAAGGAGACUACCUCGUAGUUGGUACUGCGCGUAGGAAAAAUUUACUAGUAGAUGGUUUCCUCUAUCUUAAAAUUAAUGAUAGCAAUUUGGGGGUAUUAGAAAGUCCAAAACUGCCUGGAACUGCUCUCUAUAAGACUGACUAUUCAGAGGAAUAUUCCGCUGAAGGUAUCGAAAUUACGCCGGUAGAACCAAUGAGGAAAUGGCGGUUGACUUUUAGAGGAAAGAUGAAGGAAAAUGGUGACAGAAACAAGGUACACGAUGUCAGCAUCGAUGGCAUAUGGAGUUCAGAUCUGCCUUACUUUAAUUUUGAUAAUGAUAUGGAUCCUCUUUGCAUGGCAAAAUCUAUGGCGUACGAGAAAUUCAGUCGAACAUAUUUCAAUGUUUUAAAUGC